AUGCGCUAUCCAUUGCGCCACAGAGCCCGGUGCUCGGACCCCCUCCGCGCAAGUGACAUCAAGGCGGAGCGGCGGCGUGUGGGGGCAGCCGCGGGCGCGUCCAGACCCGCUUUCUGUCCCGGACAAGUGGGGGAGCUCGUGUCGCCGAGGACAAGUGUGGAUGGGACUUGCGCUGGGAGGUCUGAGGGCCAUCUGAACGCUUCCCUGCGCGGGCGUCACCGGCCUCCACCCUCCGUCUCGCUGACUGCGCGCAGGGAAAAGUCUCUGUGCGAGCUUUCUGUAUCUCAUCCUGGCGGAGGUCUGCAGCGCGCGGUUCCAUAG
Molecule: messenger RNA, 321 nt
Organism: Rangifer tarandus platyrhynchus (Svalbard reindeer)
Lineage: Eukaryota; Metazoa; Chordata; Mammalia; Artiodactyla; Cervidae
Source: the annotation of a GenBank genome assembly